This is a messenger RNA of Lactuca saligna, 873 nucleotides long. The record is from the annotation of a GenBank genome assembly. Lineage: Eukaryota; Viridiplantae; Streptophyta; Magnoliopsida; Asterales; Asteraceae.
AUGCAAUCACAAACGAGAAUAGCAGCAUCAAGACCCGUCCGUGUUAGGGUUGAAGGUGGAAUCCCUCCUCUUGUUGAAUUGCUUGAAGAGGCUAGCAAGAUUCUAAGUGCAGUUGCUAUAGCCUUCUCAAAUUGUUCCAGUUUGUGGCCAGCAUUUAUCCCAGUGCAUGAUCCUUCUAGAAAAGCUUAUAUUGGUAUCCAAAAUAUGGGAACAGUAUUUACUCGAAGAUUUGAAGGAGAUCUUAUUUCCACUCAAGUUCCUGUAAAACUCGUGCAUUUGGAGGGAUUAUAUGAGUUGUUUGUAUCUAAAUUUGCCUUUUCAUCAUCAGACCUUUCAACACAUUUCUUCAAAGUCCAUUUCACCAUGAAAUUAACAUACAAGACACUUACUUAUGAUGAAGACAAUGAAGUGCUAAAUUCUGAGUCUGAGAUUACUGAAUCUGGAGGUGAUAAUGGAGGCGAUAAUAGAAACAAACUACAAUGGGAUGAUGAUUGUCCUUGGAGUGAGUGGUAUACUGCAGAAGACCCUGUAAAAGCCAUUUCUGUACUAGAGUCACUUCUUAUUAGAGAAGUACGUUGGUGUUGGGAAGAGUCACAACCAUUGCCACGAAUGCCAACCAAAGCUGCAAUUGAUCUAUCAACCUCUUUAGUUCACAAAAAUCUGCAAAUGAAUGUGGUGAUUGAUGAAGCAGUUGAGCCUCGAAGAAGAGUUACUGUAGCCAUGGGAACCGAUCGACAACUGGAUGGUAUAAAUAUUAAUAUUAUUAAAUCCAGUCCUUUCAUGCAAUGUGUAAUUGUGUAUACGUUAGGCUUAGAGCAAUGGUUGCAAGAGAUGAGUUCAGAAGAAGAAGAAGAAACAAGGCUGCAACUAUAG